AUGAUUCUUUCCCACAAUUCCACAAGGGCGCGCGUUCGACGUCAUAAUGGCAAGUUAUAGCUUAAAUAUGGCAUGAAUUCCAACGCGCAUUCUAAAUUUUAUUGAAUUAUGGGAGCAGGAGCAAGUAAGAUUCAACCUUAUCCUCCUACUCCUCCUGGUAAUAAAAGACUUGAAUUGGUUCCCGCCAAAAAGCUUUUGUUUGAGAUGGAAGCCAAGAAAAUGUUGUUCUUGGGUGCAAGGGAAGGUAGUGUGUCAAUGAUAAUGAAGGCAAUUGAUUUGGGAAUACACGCUAACGAUGAAGACAGUAUAACAAAAAUGAGUCCUCUACAUUAUGCUGCACGAUACGGUCACGAAGAAGUCUUAGAAACGCUCAUCAAAAUGGGAGCUCAAACGAACUGUAAGCAAAAGUAUGGUUGGCGGCCAAUCCACGAGGCUGCCAUGAAUGGAAAACUAGAAUGUCUGGAUCUUCUCUUGAGAUGUGGAUCUCACGUGAAUGCUAAAACUGGCUUGACUGUUAAAGGGAUGACUCCCCUACAUUAUGCUGUUAAAUAUGGACACUUAGAAUGCGUCAAGUUUCUGGUUGCCAAUGGAGCAAAAGUUAACAAAACAAACGAGAACUACGAAAUACCGUUACAUAUGGCUGCCAUGCGCAACGAGCCUGAAUGCUUAGAGUUCCUCCUACUCAAUGAAGCCAAUAUCAAGGCUCGGACGUUACGUGACAUGGACGCUGCGUAUAUGGCAUCAAUUGUAGGCUCUGUACCAUGUCUCAAGAUCCUUCUACGYCACGGUGUCGAUAUCAAUGCCAAAUAUGGUGGAGGGUAUACCAUGAUGCAUAGCGCAGUUAUUAAUGGUAGAGUGGGUUUUGUAGAAGCUCUGAUAGAAUGUAAAGCUGACAUGGAGCGUAAAACGUACGAUAAAAAAUUAACUCCAUUGCAUCUAGGCGCACGCCAAGGACAGACAAGAUGUAUGAGGGCUCUAAUACGGCAUGGCGCAAACGUGAAUGCUUUGUCGAUCAAAUACUUCACACCUCUGCAUCAUGCUAUUAAACGAUAUCAGAGAGAUGCCGCUGCCCUMCUUAUCCGAGAAGGAGCAGACAUCAAUGCACAGACAGAAGAUUUAAAGUUUACACCACUACGCAUGUGCAUACUAGCAAAGGAUAAACCAACCGCGACCCUGCUGAUGAAGGCUGGGGCUGACCCUAAUACCCCGGAUGUCGACAAUAAGACACCCAUCAGACUAGCUCAUGAUGAAGAAAUGAAAAAGAUUCUCACAACARACUACAAAAAAYUUGAAGCAGAACUACAGAAAGUUUCUGGAAAAUCAUAAUGUGGAAUGCAUUGUCGAUAACAAUUAUUUGAAAUAAAGAGAAUAAGACACGGAAGAAGGGGUAGUGUCCAAGAGUGAAAAAACGGGAUUUGUUUCUUAACAAACAUGGCGGAAAAAUAGAGCUGUUUCAGUUUUAACAAAUGUAACUUGA
This is a messenger RNA of Exaiptasia diaphana, 1477 nucleotides long. RefSeq names its product ankyrin-1. Gene Ontology annotation, molecular function: transcription cis-regulatory region binding; protein binding. The transcript has 6 exons. Bases 109 to 1326 code for a protein of 405 amino acids. NCBI's taxonomy places the organism in Eukaryota, Metazoa, Cnidaria, Anthozoa, Actiniaria, Aiptasiidae. Gene Ontology annotation, biological process: positive regulation of transcription by RNA polymerase II. Gene Ontology annotation, cellular component: nucleus. The record is from RefSeq and is a predicted model, not a curated record.